AUGGCAAGAAGAUAUUGGAAUAUCAAUUUGGAAGAAAUGAUGGAAGCAGGAAUUCAUUUUGGUCAUGGUACUAGGAAAUGGAAUCCUAGAAUGGCGCCUUAUAUCUCUGCAAAGCAUAAAGGUAUUCAUAUUACAAAUCUGACUAAAACUGCUCGUUUUUUAUCAGAAGCUUGUGAUUUAGUUUUUGAUGCAGCAAGUAGGGGAAAACAAUUCUUAAUUGUUGGUACAAAAAAUAAAGCAGCUGAUUCAGUAGCGCGAGCUGCAAUACGAGCUCGGUGUCAUUAUGUUAAUAAAAAAUGGCUCGGUGGUAUGUUAACGAAUUGGUCCACUACAGAAACGAGACUUCAAAAGUUCAGGGAUUUGAGAACGGAACAAAAGACGGGAAGACUCAACCGUCUUCCCAAAAGAGAUGCAGCUAUGUUGAAGAGACAAUUAUCACGCUUGCAAACGUAUCUGGGCGGGAUUAAAUAUAUGACGGGGGUACCCGAUAUUGUAAUCAUCGUUGAUCAGCAAGAAGAAUAUACGGCUCUUCGCGAAUGUCUCACUUUGGGAAUUCCAACAAUAUGUUUAAUCGAUACAAAUUGUGACCCCGAUCUCGCAGAUAUUUCGAUUCCCGCAAAUGAUGAUGCUAUAGCUUCAAUCCGAUUAAUUCUUAACAAAUUAGUAUUCGCAAUUUGUGAGGGUCGUUCUAGCUAUAUACGAAAUUUUUGA
Pistacia vera is the source of this 711-nucleotide messenger RNA. The record is from the annotation of a RefSeq genome assembly. NCBI's taxonomy places the organism in Eukaryota, Viridiplantae, Streptophyta, Magnoliopsida, Sapindales, Anacardiaceae.